This is a messenger RNA of Striga asiatica, 4389 nucleotides long. Lineage: Eukaryota; Viridiplantae; Streptophyta; Magnoliopsida; Lamiales; Orobanchaceae. The record is from the annotation of a GenBank genome assembly.
ACACACAGAGACACACACAAAAGCAGAGACUGAUAAAGAAAACUCACCUCUGCACACAGCUAACACCCACAAACACACACAUUCAGACAGACAACUCACAGGGACACACAAUAGCUCGUCUUCUUCCCCCAUUUUUCCCCAAAUCUCGAAAACCCUAAUUUCUCCCACCAAAUGCCUCGCCCCUAGCCUCACUCCCAUCGCUCAAUCUCUCUCUCUCCUCCAUCUCCGCCGAUGACUCUCGCUGUAGCUCUCUUCUUCCUCCUGCUCCACCGCCAUGUCUCCGCCUCCAACGACGAGGUCAAAUCACUCCUCGAGUUCAGGAAGGGCAUCAAAUCCGACCCCUCCGGCCGGGUAUUCUCCUCCUGGGUACCCCCCUCCAACGCCUCCGCCUGCCCCGGCGGCUUCUACGGCGUCGUCUGCGACGACGCCACCUCCGCCGUGGUCGCCGUCGCCCUCGACGGCCUCGCCCUUUCCGGGGACCUGAAGUUCAGCACCCUCAUCCCGCUCAAGUUCCUCCAGAACCUGACCCUCACCGGGAAUUGGCUCACCGGGCGGCUCGUCCCGACUCUCGGGGUAAUGUCGUCUCUCCAGGUGAUUGAUCUAUCUGGUAAUCAGUUCUAUGGGCCGAUUCCGUCCAGGUUGAAUGACCUUUGGGCGCUGCAUUAUCUCAAUCUGUCGAACAAUAAUUUCUCUGGAUGGUUUCCUGCUGGAAUUCGCAACCUCCAGCAGUUGAAAGUUUUGGAUUUGCACUCGAACCAGCUGCAGGGGGUUGUGGGGGAACUGAUUCCGGAGCUGAGGAAUCUGGAAUAUGUGGAUUUGAGCAGAAAUGGUUUUUCUGGAUCAAUGGAACUCAGUGUGGAUAAUGUCUCUAGUUUGGCCAACACAGUGAAGUAUGUGAACUUGAGCUGGAACAAUUUAGGGGGUCGUCUAUGGGGGAGUGACGCCAUGAGAUUGUUUCGGAACUUGCAGGUAUUGGAUUUGGGUGAUAAUAUGAUUGGUGGUGAACUUCCAGAGUUUGAGCAGCUGCCGAAUCUUCAUACGCUCAGGCUGCGGAAUAAUCAGCUUUCUGGGUCUGUACCCGGGGAGUUUCUGCAGGGAGCUGUCCCAUUGGUUGAGUUGGACCUCAGUGUUAAUGAAUUUUCUGGUCCCAUUCCAGAGAUCAACUCAACGACUUUGAUCACUCUCAACCUCUCGUCAAACUCAAUCUCCGGUUCCUUGCCGCCAUCAUUAGGAAAUUGUCUGAUUGUCGAUCUUAGCAGAAAUCUUCUAUCAGACGACAUAUCUGUUCUAAACAACUGGAACUACAAUCUGGAAGCUUUAGACUUGAGCUCCAAUAGCUUGAGAGGUACCCUUCCCAAUUUGACACAAUUCGAAAAAUUAACUUUGCUCAGAGCUAGAAACAAUUCGUUAGAGGGGCCAUUGCCUUUUUCAUUGGGCUCCAAAUUCGUCACAAUCGAUCUUAGCUCCAACAGAUUUGAUGGCCCAAUCCCACAUAGCUUCUUCACUUUGGUCACCAUCACAUAUCUUAACCUGUCCAGCAAUCAUUUAACCGGGCCCAUUCCUAUCCAAAACUCUCAUGCGAGUGAGCUAUUGGUUCUUCCCACAAUUCCAUCAAUGGAGUCUCUAGACCUUUCAAACAACGCCUUAACGGGCGAAUUACCGUCAGAUAUAGGUAAUUGGGGGAUGCUUAAGUUGCUUAAUCUCUCCAGGAAUAAUCUUUCCGGACAGAUCCCAAGCGAAUUAAGCAAACUUACUCUUCUGGAGUACCUCGAUUUAUCCCAUAACAAUUUCAACGGUCACAUUCCCGGUAAACUCCCGUCAAGUCUCAAGUUCUUCAGCGUGGCUUACAACAAUUUAUCCGGAAAAAUCCCCGAAAAUUUGGCUGGCUUUCCCGAUUCUUCAUUUACGCCUGGAAAUGACGGGCUCGACUGGCAUCAUCAUGGUUCCCCUUCGGAUAAUAACCAUGUUCCGAACCAGCUAGACAAUAGAAGAAACCACCACCACUCUAAAACGAGCAUCACUAUAGCUAUAAUCGUGGCAUGUACUGGAGCUGCCGUGAUGAUAGCUGUCGUUCUUUUUGCCUACCGAAGGGCCCGCCUUCAUGAUUUCCGAGGCUUCCGUGGGCCCUCGGGUGGUCAAGAAGUCAAAGUGGGAAGACUUAAUCGUCCUUCACUUUUCAAUUUCCACACGGGAGGCGCGGGCCCUCCCCCGGCCUCAUUGAGCUUUUCCAAUGACCAUCUGUUGACUUCUGGUCAAAAGGGGUCUGGAGAAUCGUCUGGUGGUGCGGGGCCCGCUGCUACUGGUCAACCGGAAACAUCCGGAAGGAAGUCAUCCUCUCCGGACUCUCCAAUGGCGGCUUCGUCCCCUCGAUUUAUAGACGCGAUAGGACAAUCCGUGACGUUAAAUGUGUAUUCUCCCGAUCGAUUGGCUGGCGAUUUGCUUUUCUUGGAUAAUUCACUUAUAUUUACGGCAGAAGAGUUGUCCCGGGCCCCGGCAGAGGUUUUGGGUAGAAGCAGCCACGGGACACUGUACAAAGCUACACUUGAUAACGGGCAUAUGCUGGCUGUGAAGUGGUUGAGAGUCGGGUUAGUCAAGAACAAGAAAGACUUUGCAAAGGAGGUGAAGAAGAUCGGGUCUAUUAGGCAUCAGAAUAUAGUUCCUUUACGCGCUUAUUAUUGGGGGCCGAGAGAACAAGAGAGGCUCAUCUUAGCUGACUAUGUGUCGGGCGACAGCUUGGCCUUGCAUCUUUAUGAGUCGACACCUCGGAGGUACUCCCCGUUAUCGUUCAACCAAAGGCUGAUAAUUGCCAUUGAAGUUGCUCGUUGCCUUCUCUUCCUUCACGACAGGGGACUCCCACAUGGGAACCUAAAGCCCACGAACGUAAUCCUAGCUGGCACUGAGUAUGCUGUCCAGCUCACCGACUAUGGGCUCCACCGGCUGAUGACGCCAGCUGGCAUCGCGGAGCAGAUCCUGAAUCUGGGGGCCCUUGGCUACCGGGCCCCUGAGCUUGCCGUGGCCUCCAGGCCCAGCCCAUCCUUCAAGGCUGAUGUGUACGCGUUUGGUGUGAUUCUGAUGGAACUGCUGACGAGGAAAAGUGCGGGUGACAUCAUCUCAGGGCAGUCGGGAGCCGUUGAUCUGACUGAUUGGGUGAGAUUGUGCGAUCAGGAGGGACGAGGGAUGGAUUGCAUAGACAGGGAGAUUAUUGCGUGUGGGGAAGAACACACGAAAGCCAUGGAUGAAAUGCUUGCAGUUUCUUUGAGGUGCAUUCUGCCUGUAAACGAGCGGCCGAACAUCAGGCAGAUCCUGGACGAUUUGUGUUCGAUAUCGUCAUCUAUCAUUAGAGUACCUAGGCUAGUGGUUAUCCUAUUAGGUUAUAGAGGCUUUGGACUUGAAGGCUACCUUGAUGGAUCUACUCAACCUCCAACGAGGUUCAUCCCAGGAGAUGAAGAAGGGCUGCUGCAAGUUAAUCCAGAAUAUACCAGUUGGCAAAGACAAGACCAACUCUUGGCUUCAUGGCUCCUCUCCUCCUUGUCUGAAUCGAUCCUCAUCUUAGUCAUAGGUAAGAACACCUAUUCCCAGAUCUGGAACACCCUUGAGCAAAGCCUCUCAACUCAGUCCAAAGCCAGGACCAUGCACUAUAGGUUUCAACUUCAGAAUCUUAAGAAAGGAAACCUCAGUAUUAGAGAGUAUGUGAACAAGGUCAAGAUGUACUGUGAUACUCUAGCUACUGGUGGACAUAUAAUCACUGAACAUGACCAAAUCAUGCAUGUACUGAGUGGGUUGAGCUCAGAAUAUGAUGCUGUGGUAGUAAGCAUUAAUGCCAGACCAGACCAAAUUACUAUGAUUGAUGUGAUGUCACUGCUGCUUACCUUUGAAAGUAGGCUUCAAGCUGCCAUUGUUGCAAAUGAGAGCACAAACCUUUCAUCAGCUAAUAUGGCUGUGCAAAGCAACAAGCCUUUCCACAACAACACUGCCUCAAGAGAAAGAAGAAAUCAACAAGGAUAUAGAGGCAGAGGCAGAUCAGGAAGGGGCAGAGGAGGAAGGAGUUUUAACUCAAGGGUGCAGUGCCAAAUUUGUGGCUACACCAACCACACUGCAGACAAGUGUUGCAACAGUGCUGAAAAUGAGUGGUUCCCAGACUCAGGUGCAUCUCACCAUAUCACCAAUGAUUUUGGAAACCUUAGUGUGGCUUCAGAAUAUGGAGGACCCAAUAAACUUCAGAUUGGAAAUGGCUCGGGGCUUGAUAUUGCUCAUGUUGGUGUUCCUCUUCUCAAAGGGACUCUUAAGCAUGGACUCUAUUCAUUCAAGUUAAGUAGAGUUCCCAACAAGAAUGAAGACAACCUAGUUUCAAGUAGUAGAGAUCACCAGCCUAUUAGAGGGAGUGUUUAA